UUCCACUAUGCUCUCGGUGCCAUUCCUUUGGAGAUCGAAUCAAGUUGUAAGUGAAUCUCCAGAUUUAUAUAAAUUUCGCCAAAGAAUCUGGUAACUGUUUCAUACACGUCAGCGUCCCCUCAACCAACAUUGAACUGUUUUACUUCAACGUCAAAUAUCGGUACCGAUUUUUUUAUGACAUUUCGUUUGAAAGAUGUCAACCUAAAUUAGUAUUGUAACUCCUUGUGUUAAAAUAUGGCUUCUAGUUCUUUUAAAAACUCUGGAGAUUUUUUGAGAUGUGAAAAUUGUAAUAAUAAGUGUAUACGACCACAAAGCGCUCAAUAUGACACGGAAAAAUGGUAUUGCUCUCGAUGCAGCAGUCAAGGUAGGAGCGCACACGUUUACCCAAAGCUUUAUUCCGAACAGCAAGAUAAGCUGAUGUUGCUUUCUCGAUCCAAAAGCCAAAUGGGCGUGUGUACCAAUCUGAUGAAAUCUAUCGAAGGUGCGGGUAGCGGGAAAAAGAUGUUCGCCGAUUUGAUCGUUAAUAAGAAAUCGUGCACUCCCAAACCUCCAUAUCGGGAUAUCCAAUUUCGAGGGUCUCUAAUGACCCUAUCCAAAAAACCAGUUCAUUGUCCAUGUGUUCGCUGUCACAGGACCAUUGCGGUGUCAUCCGUCCACUCCCACUUUAAGUAUGAACACAAGCACGUACCCAUACUAAGCACAACGUUGGGUGCGCGCAAUGAAUUAGAAUUAAACCCCUAUACACUAGAAAUCAACCACCCUACCUGCAUUGUCUUAAUCACGCUACCUCAGAAACUUGAAAAGGCUGCAGAUCACGACGAGAGUGCGUUAAAUCCAACCAUGCUUCUUAUGGCAAGCAACAUUAUGAAUAACAAGCUGACCCGAGGUAACGACGAUGAUGAUGACUCAGAUGUUGGCCUAGCACCGUUCGACAAGAUAAUCUUUUGGAUUUGCUCCAACAUUCUCACACAGUCCAAAUGUACCUUGGCCAUAUCGACCAUUUGUAAAUCGAUAAGAAUCAAGUACUACGGUCCUAUUUCGCCAAUAAACGACAACUAUAUCAAACUCUACCAAGAGGGCAAAGGUUUAAUUUUACACCAACUGCAAAUUUUAAAUAUGACCAAUUAUGGUAAAAAACGAUUGGCAAUCGACGUAAUUAUUCACAAGGAACAGUAGGACGUAUGAUCUUUUUUUGCGAAGUUUCUGGACUAUAAUUAUGUAAAUUAUACUUUCUAUAUAUGUAAACAAAACUGUAUUGACUACUUUACUGUGUGUAUACAUGAACGGUUGAGAAUUAUUUGAGUA
Molecule: messenger RNA, 1305 nt
Organism: Photinus pyralis (common eastern firefly)
Lineage: Eukaryota; Metazoa; Arthropoda; Insecta; Coleoptera; Lampyridae
Exons: 3
Coding region: 235-1176 (313 amino acids)
Source: RefSeq, a predicted model, not a curated record